Stereum hirsutum FP-91666 SS1 is the source of this 1513-nucleotide messenger RNA. Its product is annotated as SET domain-containing protein. Lineage: Eukaryota; Fungi; Basidiomycota; Agaricomycetes; Russulales; Stereaceae. Gene Ontology annotation, molecular function: protein binding; histone methyltransferase activity; zinc ion binding. The record is from RefSeq and is a predicted model, not a curated record. Gene Ontology annotation, cellular component: nucleus. Bases 1 to 1458 code for a protein of 485 amino acids. The transcript is spliced from 13 exons.
AUGCCGCAGGUCUUUCAGGCAUCCGACACAGAGGCUGAGAAAUUCGAAGGUGAUGCUGGCCAAGACUGGCCUCUUGAGGGUGUUGUAGGCGAAGAUGUCGACAUCUUUGGCACUUCCAGAUACGAAAUUCGGUGGAAUAAGUGGCGGAGAAAAGAUGGUAGCUCCACUACAUGGGAGAAAGACCUUGAAGGCAACCAUGGGCUUAUCGAGGACUGGAUGGAGGCUCUAACCGAGCAACGUGUGCAACAGGCACACAACUCAGCCUCUGUCAGGCUGCCUCCUCUCUCUCUUGCCACGAUUAACGAGCGACACACAGCGGAGCUGAGUGAAGCUCGUGUUGAGAAGCGUAGAAAACGAGAUUCACAGAAGUCUCAGCGUGGAUAUGACGACCCGUACACCAAAUGGGAUGAGGUCAUGCGCUUGGAUGCAGUUUCUAAUGAGCCACGACAAACGAAAACUGCUCAUCAGGAUGUCAUUGACCGCCAUGACCAAGGUCAGGUUUUGCAGCCCACAAGACGGUCACCAAGAGAGAUUUUACAAGCCCAGUGGGAUGAGGCCACGAAACAUGCGAAAGCAGCACCUGUUAUUAUUGUGUCUGAGGAUGGAGAUGUGGACGAAAUACCAGCAUUGCCGCAGGGAUUUGAGUAUGUGGAGUUUGGAUAUGCAAACAUGAAUGAGCUCACACAUACAAACUGGCAAAAUGCAUUGCUUGGCUGUGACUGCAACGGGAAAUGCACCUCUGCUGAGCAAUGCAAUUGUCAAGUAAUUACGGAUGAUCUUGAGCAAGAGAGAUUGUUUGCUUACACCUCACAGGGCACAGUUAGAGAUGAUUUUGGUCGUGGACCCAACCGAGGGCACCUGGCUGUCGAGUGUAAUCCCAACUGCAAGUGCUCAGACGAUUGUCCAAACCGUGUGGCCCAGAAGGCGAGGCAAGUGCCUCUAGAAGUCUUUGAGACUCAACUUCGAGGUUGGGGAGUUCGUGCCACCUCCGACUUGAAGCCCGGAACUGUAAUAGGAUGUUUUACAGGGAGUUUGAUCACUAGUGACAUGGCAGACGAAGAGGCAAGAGCCGGUAGAGACCAGUACAUGUUCAGUCUUGAUGCCUUGGUCGGAGAAGGAGGGACACCGAAAUUCUGUGUUAAUGCCUUUCACCACGGUAAUUGGACGAGGUUCAUAAAUCAUUCGUGCGUCCCCAACCUACGAGUUCUGCCAGUGAUCUACGGCGAGUUGAUUCCGACGCGGGACUUGGAGAUCUACUAUUUGACCUUUGUUACCACCUGUCGAAUUCCGAAAGGGACGGAGCUAACCAUAGAUUAUGAUCCUCUGGCCGCAGAAAAGAUGCGAACGAGCAAGGGCAAGGGUAAAGCAGGGCCUGCACCGACUAUUGACGACCCAAACAUCAUGGACUGCAAGUGCGGUGAACAGGAAUGCCGAGGCAAAGUCAGAGCAGUGUUCUGAAAGGCUCGCCUUAUUACGAAGUGACCGUGUUCUUGACAUAUCGAGCAGAAAUAGU